Molecule: messenger RNA, 2307 nt
Organism: Oryctolagus cuniculus (rabbit)
Lineage: Eukaryota; Metazoa; Chordata; Mammalia; Lagomorpha; Leporidae
Source: RefSeq, a predicted model, not a curated record
GAAGUCAGCUGUGAGUCUAAUUGGAGAUCCUCUGAGAGUAAUCUGACGUUUCUCUCUUGCACAUUUUGGGAUCUUUUCUUUAUGUUUCACUGUAGUGAGUUUGAUUACAACGUGUCAUGUCAAGAAUCUCUUUUGGUCAUGUUUAUUAGGGGUUCUAUGAGCUUCCUGUACUAGGAUGUUUCUGUCCUUCUUCAAAUUCAGGAAGAUUUCUGCUAGUAUCUCACUAAAAAGGCCUUUCUCUUUCUCCAGGCCUUCAGGAACUCCUAGAACCUGAAUGUUGGGUUUUUUAAUAGUAUCCUGUAGAUUCCCAACAAUAUUUUUUAGAUUUCUAAUUUCCUCUUCUUUUCUUUGGUUUGACUGUAUGCUUUCCUGUGCUCUGUCUUCUAAGUCCGGUAUUCUCUCUUCUGCUUCACUGAUUCUGUUUGUAAGGCUCUCUAAUGUGUUUGGCAUUUGAUCUAUUGAAUUCUUCAUUUCAUUUUGAUUUCUCUUCACUAUCACAAUUUCAUGUUCUACUAAUUGCUUCAUUCAAUUAGAUUUUUCCUUAAGAUUUCAUUUUCAUGAGAGAGAAUUUCUACCCUGUCCAGUAAGGAUUUCCGUAGUUCAAGAAUUUGUUUUUGAGAACUUCUAAGUGUUCUUAUCAUAUAUUUUUGAAAAUUGAUAUGUUGCAUUUCUUCUAUCUCAUCACCUUUAUAAUCUUGGCUUGGGGUGUCCUGUUCAUUUGGGGGCAUCAUAAUGUCUUCUUUGUUCUUGUUUCCUCAGUUUCUGCAUUUGUUGCUUGACAUUAUGGAAUUAUUCUUUGGUUUGGUUUUCUUCUUCUUCUUCUUCUUUUUUUUUUUUUUUUUUUGCUGUUGAGGUUUUUCUUGUUAUACUAUGACUCGAUUAAGUGGACUUUCUGUUCUGCUUUUGAUGGAUCCUUAGAGGCUUGUGAUGGGUGUGGCCAGAGAGUGCUGUUUGAUUCUUCAGGGUUAAGGGUGACACACUCUGGUUAGGCAUAUUAAAUUUUUUUCUCUUUCUGUGUUUUUUUUUUAUUUUAUUUUUUUUUUAUUAAGAAGGGAAGUAAUUCCACACAGCUGAGUGGAAUUGAAGGCAGUCAGUGUCUGAGCUCUGGCCCCUGUGGGUAUAAUAUUCAUCUGCUCUGUCCCAAGGACCACACAAAGGAUCUGUGCAGUCCUCAGUGAAAGCUCAAAUUCCCCUGAAGUCUUCCACCAGGUUGCCAAGGUUACCAAGUUUGCGGCGUCUCCCAGGAGUACUCACAUCUCAGGCACUCCAUGAGUUCUCUCACAUACCCUCAGUUUUUUUUUUUUUUCACAGUCACAGUUCAUAAGCUCCCACACAUCACUAGGUCCUAACCUCCUUUUAUUUCUCCCACCAGAGUCAAGUUUUUCUACUUGGCUGAGGGCGGGUGCAGCCCUGAGGUGACACAGCUCUUACAUAUGUCCAAAAUGGUGCCUGCUCUUUGUCUUGCUCACCUUUGUAAGGUGAUGACAGCAUUUGAAGACCUCGCUGUGUACUUUACAUGGGAUGAAUGGCAGAAAAUGAACAAUGCUCAGAAAAUCCUGUACAGAGAUGUGAUGCUGGAGACCUACAGCAGCCUGUUCUCGUUGGGGCACUGCAUUACCAAACCUGACUUGAUCUUCAAGUUGGAGCGGGGAGAAGAGCCAUGGAUGGUGGACGAAUGCUUGAAUCAGAGCCUUUCAGCGGUUAUGAAAAGGGAUGACCUGCGUAGGAUCAACCAGGAAAGUCAGGACACAAAUCUGAAUCAGGAUUUUAUGAAAAAUAACAAGACAUCAGCUCUCAAGAGAAUUGAAUUAAGAAAAACUCUUAGUUUAAAUUCAAGCCAUAUUCCAACACUGAUUAUUAAAAAGGGAACAAAUACAGGAUUGAAGCCUGAGGAAUGCAGUAAAUGUCACACUGUAUUUCCCCCCAGUGGCCCUGAUCAACUACAGGCUGGAGAAAAAUUUGAUAACACUAAGAUACCUGGAAAAUCUCUGCAGUUCUGUGAGCCUCUUAGUCAGCAUGACAAUAUUCAUAUCAUGAAGCAGCCAUUUGAACCCACUGGACAAGCAAAAGUCUUCAUAAGAAAGAUGUUCUGUAAAUCUGAGAGGAUUCAUAUGGCAGAAAACUGUAAUAAAUCAACUGUCACUUUUGGAAAAGCAACUCAAAUAGAAAAGCUAUCCAUGAAAAUUCUAGCCUCAAUAUGCAUCAACAAACUCACACAAGAAAGAAAUUUUAUAAGUACAUUAUGUAUGUUGAACCUGUCAUUCACCAGUCACAUCCUGCAAUAAACCAGAGACUAAAUACAAGGAA